AUGGCAGUCGGUGUCGACCAACUGAUCAAGGAGAACCAGGCAGCCCUUGCGGACAUCGCCAAGAGCCAGCAACAACUCAGGGACAAUGCCGCUGCCGGCGAUACUAAGCUCCUCUCUGACGUGAAUCAGGCCAUCCAAGUCAUGAAAAAACUUAAUCCGCACUGCCAAGACGAUAAUGUGUUGUUGAAGGUGUUGCAGGCGCACGUGGCUGGCAGUGCGUUAGACCUAACCGCGGCGGAGGCGGCAGCGUCUGCAUCUGCGCCACCAAUCCUGGUCCCGGUUGAGCCGGUGGGUUUUCAAGUAUCACACGUGUUUGCUUUUCGUGAUAGUCGCGGAUCUCGCGAGUUACGAGCUGUGCGAUUGUUAGAAAGUCCGGAGAUCCUGGCAGUGCACGAAUUGUUGGAUGCCACCCAGGCUGCACACGUGUGUGCACUGGCAGCCGCGCUACCUUUCCGUGCCGGUGUAUGCACAUACAUGAAGGCCAAGGUCGAACGUGUGGUGCAGUACACCGUGCCUAACGAUGCAGGCGACAUCGACAUUAGCGUCACGGAAGUGAAUGAAACCCGCCGCCGCUGCCGGGCUGCACCUGUCCCCGCCGACUCAUCGCUUUUUCGUCUUCUACAAGUUAAAGCCGCCGCCGUCUGCAGACUCCCAACUGAUCGCAUUCAACACAUCACUAUCGAACGCUACGCUGCCGGUGACUUCACCAAACAAGGACAUUUCUCGCACUCACGCGCAGGCGCUGUGCUGAUUGCACUCAACGACGGGAAAGCCGAAGCUUCCAUGAAGCCACCACAGGGCGACCCCAAGAUGGCAGAGCCAAAGGCGCCGUGUGGUAUCGUCUUCCAGGCCGCGAGCAUCAACGUCAUGCCGCUCCCCGGCAUGGCACUCUUCAUACCCUCCGUCUGCCCGGACACGCUACCCAGUGCCUCGACCAGCUCGGGCGAGAACGGCUCGGGGGAGAACAGCUCAGGGAAGAACGGCUCAGGGGAGAACGGCUCAGGGAAGAACACCUCCAGCAACACGCCGGUGCCCGACCUGCGCACGGAAUUUAGUAUUGCCUUUCCCGAAGGCACCGUCGAUAAACCCGUGUACUAUGUCGUCGCCUACGUGGACCUCCCCCUCGUCGAACCUGAACAUUGA
Gregarina niphandrodes is the source of this 1143-nucleotide messenger RNA. RefSeq lists its product as hypothetical. The record is from RefSeq and is a predicted model, not a curated record. The coding region runs from base 1 to 1143 and encodes 380 amino acids. The transcript has 2 exons. Lineage: Eukaryota; Apicomplexa; Conoidasida; Eugregarinorida; Gregarinidae.